AUGGAGCUGGGCCCGGAGCAGUGGGAUCCUAGUCCAACUGCCGAUACUAGCUUCACAUUCCUCACCGUCGAGCCACAGAAUGGCAACGAGAGGCCGCGACUGAGCGCUGGAGUGCGCAAGCAGAUGAAGAGUCACUUGACACUUUUGCAGCACAAGCGUGGCCGACAACAAAGGGCGGCGAAGAUCUCGGGAUGGCUGAAAAGCUCGCUUGGUCGUCAAAAUGAAGGCAGUGAUGAAGGAAAAAGAGAAGGGAGCGGGCCAAGUUCGUUAUGCAUAUCAAGGGCAGGACAGGGACGCGGACUGGCCGAGUGUAAGGAUAAGCCUGGAUAUGCGGCGGCUUCCUCAAAGAGGCAGAGAACGAAUAGUUCCGGAGCAGCCUUGCAACCUCCCACAGGCGUUCUUGAGCAGUCCUUCUCGCGUGGAUCAAUGGCGUUCAGAACCUUCUGUCUUGACGACCCCAGCAACAUCAUUGGGUCGAGUUUGAGCCGUCUCCAACUGGACGUGUCGUCAGUACUGCAUUUUUAUCACGUCAUUGUCGACUUCCAAUCCAAGGACUUUGCAGAACAAUUCAAGGUCGAGCAUGCGGCCGCCUUCAGCAGCUUUCUGGAUGUCGUACUGCGAGAUUCCAUCCCUCUAACGAUAGCAAUACUGGUCGCAGUAAGGCAUCUAGUAUUGAUGAAGGGAUCAGCCCCAAGUUCCAGAGAUCUGUACCUGGAGAAAGUGAUGCGCGGAUACCUUGUCAACUGCGUGAACGCUGCGCUGAAUGAUCCACAUCGCUCUACUUCAGACCCUAUGCUUGCUGCUGUGGGUAUGUUUGCAAUCUACGAGGUCAAAUAUGGCAAUCUCGAAGCAUACCACGUCCACAUGUCCGGCCUUCAACAGAUGGUCAGGCUCCGGGGUGGUAUCGCAGAGGUCAGCCGACAAUCACCAUUCGUUGGCGGCUUCAUAUUCUGGCUGGACAAGAACUCUUCCGCUUUGGCAAACUGUGUCGCUUACUUUGGAGAGUCACAGAAGAGUUGUUUCAAAGCGGAUCCGAACAUGUUCACUCUGCUGGAGAUUCAUUCCAAGCACGAUGGCCACCCUACUUGA
Messenger RNA from Ramularia collo-cygni, 1089 nucleotides. RefSeq lists its product as uncharacterized. NCBI's taxonomy places the organism in Eukaryota, Fungi, Ascomycota, Dothideomycetes, Mycosphaerellales, Mycosphaerellaceae. The transcript is spliced from 2 exons. Bases 1 to 1089 code for a protein of 362 amino acids. The record is from RefSeq and is a predicted model, not a curated record.